GUGUGACGAGUCAGCCGCCACGAACUGGGUGAGACCAAACUAGUCUGAUCUGAAGGACCACAGGUCCCCCAGCUGCCCCAACUGCUUGACUCUCCCAGGAGUCCGGGGGGCAGAGCUUCCUCCUUUCUCAGAAACCCAGGAAUCUGGAUCACCAGGCUUUUCAUCACCCGGGACCCAGAAACCCAGCCUUCGCCCCCAUGGAGCCCUGCCGGUCCCUGGCCCUGCUCACUAGCUCCCUGGGCCUGUUGUCUCUCUUGGUGGCUCUGAGCACGAAUUUCUGGUUUGUGGCCGAGGGGCCCAGCUCCUCGUCUCACUCGGGCCUCUGGCCAAGGGGAGAUCAGGGCUCAGUAGAAGGCUAUAUCCGCGUGACACAGAGCUUCUGCGUUCUGGCUGUCCUGUGGGGCCUGAUCUCUGUGAGCUUUCUGGUCAUGUCCUGCAUCCCUUCACUGUCUGCCGCUGGACGCGGCCCCAUUGUCUCGACCUUCAUAGCCUUUGCCGCAGGUAAGGACUCCGGGCUGCGCUUGGGGCGCUGGGACCUGGUGAGUUUUCGCGGAGGGGCUGAGCCAUCCUUCUUGUCUCCAUCCCCAGCCCUCUCCCUGCUAGUGGCCAUGGUGGUCUACACUAUCGAGCGGUGGAAGCAGCCUGGACACCCCCAGAUCGACUCCUUCUUCUCCUGGUCCUUCUACCUGGGCUGGGUUUCAACUGUCCUCUUUCUCUGUGCAGGUGACUGCUGCCCUGGGGAGUUCCAGGGGUGGAUAGGGGCCCAGCUGGGGGCUCUGAGGGAGCAGGGCAGGAGCCAGGGUGUAACUUCUCUCUGCCAACCCAGGUGGCCUGAGUCUGGGAGCUCACUACAGGGCCCACCGGCCUGGCUAUGAGGCCAUGUGAACCACAGGACGGCUUUGGCGCUCCAUUCUCUGAAGGCGUCAUCAGGAACCAUGAAGACAGCUGGCUCUCCUUCUUGCCCUGACUCCCAGCGUCUGCAAGCUCUUUCCUUUGUGUCUUCAUUCAUUCAAUAAAAAUUUGCUGGGAUCUGGUUAUUCUGAGGUUAAUGCUACCACAACAGAAGCCAGCGACACUGCAGCUCCACGGUGGAUGACACUGGGCACCCAGAGAGGAGUCAAUCCUGCUACCUGCCCUGCCCUAGAGAUGCUCCCACCAGAGUGGGAACCAGUGUGGGCUCGGGCCUGGCCCCAGGGCCCUUGUCUCUCCAUCCUCUAUCUCUUUUCUUCCCUUUGUCUUUCUCCCUUUAGCUCUUUCCUUUUGCCCCUUCUGAUUUUGUCACCCUUAGCGCGCCUUCCUCAUUUCAUUAAUAAAUUCAC
This is a messenger RNA of Lagenorhynchus albirostris (white-beaked dolphin), 1319 nucleotides long. RefSeq names its product natural killer cell granule protein 7 (gene NKG7). The transcript is spliced from 2 exons. The record is from RefSeq and is a predicted model, not a curated record. Gene Ontology annotation, cellular component: plasma membrane. Bases 198 to 875 code for a protein of 225 amino acids. Lineage: Eukaryota; Metazoa; Chordata; Mammalia; Artiodactyla; Delphinidae.